AUGAUUUUGCAUUUCCAGACCAGAAGAACUGUUUUAUUUGCUAACAGUUCUCCUCCCUGUCAGCUCGGGCACACUGAUGCACAGCACAGCCAUCCAAAGCAGUGUGCUUACAGUGAAGCACACAGACACCGUCCCCUAGUAAAACACAUGAAGCACAUAGUUAACCCUUUAAUCGCCCCUCACGUUAACCCCUUCCUGACCAGUGCCAUUACUACAGUGUCAGUGCUUUUUGUUAGCACUGAUCACUGUAUUGGUGUCACUGGGGAUGGCAGUGACACCAAGUCAGAUCCUCACAGUGUCAGAAUGUCCGCCGCAGUC
Molecule: messenger RNA, 318 nt
Organism: Staurois parvus
Lineage: Eukaryota; Metazoa; Chordata; Amphibia; Anura; Ranidae
Source: the annotation of a GenBank genome assembly